AUGCACUCGCCGAUGCGCUGCGACUCCCUUGGAGCUCCCACGAAGAAACAAUGCGAGGACAUCCUGAAACAGCACGCUCUACCGAGCAAGCCUCGCGCCUAUGUCCAGAUCAUUGACGAUUGGAAGAGGCAUGAGUGGGCUCACUCUGGUGGGCCCCCCGACACCGCACUCCAAGACGUUGUCACGAACAACCUUUCGGAGCAAACCAAUUCGGCGGUUGGUGUCGAGGCUAGGAAGCUACCGCCACUGGAGCUGAUGAGGAGCAUCCUCGCUGAUACCGCCAAGAAGUUCGCCAACCGUUCCAACCUCGGCAAUGGCACAUGGACACCCUAUGCUGUCGCGACGUUCGAAGAGCAGAGGAAGAAGUCCGCCGGGUAAGUGACAAGAGUGGAGAAUGAACGGCCGCGUUUGGGUUUUUCUGUGUAUGGGUACGUCCUCUUGUGGUUUCGAAGAGACAACCUAGUUCCUGGAGGACUUUCCUGUACUUGCACGGACGGGUGGUGGGUUGCCAACGGGUGGGUGUCCCAUGACAUGUUUCGAGGUGCACGCACGCCGCCGAGAUUCACAUGUACUCACAUGCACGCCUUUGCCACGCGACGUUCAUUGUUCCAGGCUCGUCGCCUCCCUCACGGGCAACCAGUUCUACACGGUCGAGAACACCAACCUCGCCACCCUCAACACCCGCGGCAACAGGGUCCUGCUGAGGUGGGGCGAGCCGGGGCAGAAGACGGAGUGGUCCUGCACAUGCGGGUUCCCCGCGAGAUUCCAGAUCCCUUGCUGCGACGUCAUUGCCGUGGCUAGAGCACUCUGUGAGUGUGUUGUUGCGGAAUCGAUCGGAUCACUUGCGUGCUUUUUCGCGUGUUCACACGGCAAACCUGUUGUUGCGCUGCAUGCUCUGUCUCUGUCCUCUUGUCAUUGUGGCGGGUUUUUUGUUUUCUGUGUGUCUGUGCAUUUUAGUUGUUUCCUGCGUGUUUUUUUUUUUAUCUCUUUUGUCCUGUCUUCCCCGGAUAGUGUAUUUUCUCUAUCUUUGUGGAGUACCAAGAUUGAACCAGGGGAUGAACUACAAUAUCUGGCCUUUGAUUAUACCUUGUUUUAGGCAGCGUAGCCUGUGACCAGGGGAAUCGCUCGGUCAAGUGUUUGAUGACACAAGAAAUAAGCGAUCUACGUUCGCGCACUUCCAGUUGAACGAA
Messenger RNA from Ectocarpus sp. CCAP 1310/34, 1190 nucleotides. The record is from the annotation of a GenBank genome assembly. Lineage: Eukaryota; Phaeophyceae; Ectocarpales; Ectocarpaceae.